Molecule: messenger RNA, 617 nt
Organism: Macroventuria anomochaeta
Lineage: Eukaryota; Fungi; Ascomycota; Dothideomycetes; Pleosporales; Didymellaceae
Exons: 4
Coding region: 1-501 (166 amino acids)
Biological process (GO): translation
Cellular component (GO): cytosolic large ribosomal subunit; ribosome
Molecular function (GO): structural constituent of ribosome
Source: RefSeq, a predicted model, not a curated record
AUGCGCAUCAUACCGUUCCAUACGAACCUCGUCGACUCUCCGCAUGCCAACGAGCCAUUCCAGACGACAUCGCAUGCGACUCGCACCGUACCGCAAGCCACACAUUACCGAAUACACGUCACGACAUUCGCCACAUUGCUUCGUUCGCUCAUGUUGCAAGCUAGGGCUUCCUCGAUGGAUUCUGUCAACGUUCCCAAGACCCGCCGUACCUACUGCAAGGGCAAGGACUGCAAGAAGCACACCCAGCACAAGGUCACCCAGUACAAGGCUGGCAAGGCUUCUCUGUUCGCUCAGGGUAAGCGCCGUUACGACCGCAAGCAGUCCGGUUACGGAGGUCAGACCAAGCCCGUCUUCCACAAGAGGGCUAAGACCACCAAGAAGGUCGUGCUCCGAUUAGAGUGCACUGCCUGCAAGACCAAGGCACAGCUCGCCCUCAAGCGAUGCAAGCACUUCGAGCUCGGUGGUGACAAGAAGACCAAGGGUGCCGCUCUUGUCUUCUAAGCGUGUCUCUUUCUCUCUCUUUUGCUGGGCCCUCGGCGUAGUCUUCAGGCGGACGGGAUGGACGGCUUUCCCAAUCGACUCAUGCUAUGCAUCAAUGCAACGAAAUGAAAGCGGAG